AUAAAUUUGACUGAUCGCUAGUUAUUUUUGCCAUGGCUAUUCAGUAGUUCACAGAGAAACUUAAACCAGCUGUUUGUAACCAAAGAUACGUUCGUGGUUCCAGCAGUUGCCCCUUCCGCUUGUAGUAGUUUGGAGCUCAUAGAAUGGAUAUGAGUGACCGUGCUGGUGGGCUUGGUAUUGAGUUGUUGAACGAGUCCAACUACAAGGUUUGGAGGACUUGUAUGGAGUCAUACCUUGUAGGAGAAGACUUGUGGGAUGUUGUGGACGGAAACGAAACCAAAUGUCCAAAGUGGAAGCGGCUGAAUGCAAAGGCCGAGUUUGCCUUGAAGAGGUCUAUGUCUCAUAGCCUCUUCUGCCAUGUCGAGAGAUGCGAGUCUGCCCAUGGGAUAUGGAAGAAACUCAACAGAUUGCUCAACAACUAGAAGGGAGGUCAAUUUCCAGCUGUAGGCAAGCGACGUGAUGAAGAGGAUCCUCUUAAGCGUUACAAACCCUUACACGAGGCAGCAGUGAAGGGAGAUUGGGAAGCUGCCGAGAGCAUAUUCAACGAAGAUACUGCCGCGCUGAAGGCGAUAAUUACAUCAAGGAGAGAGACGGCACUGCAUGUUGCGGUUGACCAUGGACGUGCAGAGUUCGUAGAGAAGCUAGUGGCACGCAUGGCCACAGGUGACCUGGAAAUAAAAACGGAUAAACAAAGCCGGAAACGGACUGCCCUCCAUUAUGCCGUUGUCAGCGGAAGCUUGCCUAUUGUCAGGACUUUGGUGGAGAAAAAUGGCAAGUUGAUGGAAAUUGUGGAUGAUAAAAAAUAUUCGCCACUUCAUGAAGCGGCCUAUUAUUUUGAAAGCAAAGAGGUCGUACGGUACCUCAUCUCGAAGAUGCCCGACGUGACACCUCCAUAUAAGGAUAGCCCCUUCUUUGCUGAUGACUGUAGUAAAGGCGCUGAACUAAUUGCCAGACUGGUGGACUCACGUGCUUAUGACAUUUGCCUUCAGUUGUUGGUUAAGUAUCCCAUCUUAGCUACUGCAACAACUUAUUGUGGAAAAGGAAUGCUAAAUGAGUUGUCGCUUCGGCCAUCCGGAUUCCUGAGUGGAAGUAAGCUUGGAUACUUGGGAAGAUGCAUAUAUAAAAUUAUUCCUGUUGAAUCCAACGGUAAACCGCGAGAUUCAUCAUCAAAGGGUGACUUGGAAAACCAACGAGUGAAAGAGCAACCAACUUUACUGCGACAUUUGACCCAAGUGAUGCAUUGGAUCAAUGGAGCUUCUUGGACAGCUAUUGAACAACUAGUUCCCUGGGUCAAGCGUAUAAAGGAUGAGAAAUACGAGCACACAUUCUUGAAAAUUGCCUGUAAAGAGAUGUCAGGCUGGAGCCAGAAAGAUAUCUCGAGCUUCUUCCAAAAAUUCCCCUAUUUCCGAGCCGCAGCACAAAAUGGGGCAGUUGAAUUCAUAACUACAUUUUUUAAAGAUUUUCCUCAUCUAGUACGUGACGGUGAAUCCAUACUCGGGGAGGCGGUUUUGCACCGACAAGAGAAGGUCUUCAACCUUUUUAUUGAAGGAACCGCGACUAUGAAACAUUUGGCCGCGGAUUAUGAUAGUGUAACAAAAGACAAUAUCCUGCAUAAAGCCGCAAGAUUGGCCCCCUAUCCCCAACUUUCAUCUGUUGCAUGCCCCGCAUUACAGAUGCAAAGAGAGUUGCAGUGGUUUAGGGCCGUGGAGGAUCUUCUUAAUCCCACACAGAGGUUCUAUAGAAAUCAGAAGGGGGAAACACCCCGGGAGAUUUUCACAAUCGAACACAGAAAAUUGCUCAGUGAUGCUGUGUUAUGGAUGAAGGACACAUCUAACUCAUGCAUGGUGGUUACGGCCCUCAUAGCUACAGUACUUUUCUCGUCGGUUUUUGCAGUUCCUGGAGGAAACGUCGAGGGCAAAGGCAUACCAUUAUUUUUACAGGAAAAAGUCUUCAUCUUGUUUGCUGCUUCAGAUGCAGUGGGAUUGUUCUCCUCCACCACAUCCAUCUUGAUGUUCCUGUCUAUUCUGACAGCACGUUAUGCAGAAGAAGAUUUCCUUUAUUCGCUUCCUAAGAGGUUAAUACUCGGGUUUGCCUCUCUUUUCCUUGCCAUCGCGAGUAUGAUGGUGGCAUUUGGAGCGACGCUCUACAUGGUCUUGCGUGAGAGGUUCAAGUGGAUUUUCAUCCCGAUCAUAGUAAUCACUUCCAUUCCCGUGCUCCUAUUUGUGAAGCUGCAGCUUCCGUUGUUCUUCUACAUGGUACGAUCAACCAUGGUACGAUCAAAAUAUGGUUCUGGAAUCUUUCACCACAAGAAAAUUUGGUAAUUGAUAUAUGUUGGAUGCUGUCUCAGAGCGGCUGUUCUGUGUAUCGUUUGAUGUCUUGUGUUUUUCUAUGAUAGAAUAUGUUUCUAUUUGUUGCUGGUUUAGUGGACUAAGCAGUUGAUCAGUGGUUUAAGUAGUUGCUUAGUGGACUAAGUGGUUACUUGGUGGACAAAACGUGUGCUGAGGGUGUUCGACCUUUCAGUUUCUUUGAGUCUGUAUGUAUAUGAGGUAUUAAUGUUUAAAUAAAAAAGAAGAGCGAGUUCCCUUCUCUGA
Messenger RNA from Punica granatum (pomegranate), 2591 nucleotides. The record is from RefSeq and is a predicted model, not a curated record. NCBI's taxonomy places the organism in Eukaryota, Viridiplantae, Streptophyta, Magnoliopsida, Myrtales, Lythraceae.